AUGGACAACAAGGGCAAGUACAUCGAGGUUGGUCGCACUGACGGCAAAACUACUCAGAUGAAGGUGAAAGGUCUUCGAAAUAAGGGAAACUACAAAUUCCGGGUAAAAGCUGUGAAUAACGAGGGCGAAUCUGAACCCGUUGACGGCCGAUCAAUACACGUUGAUAAAGCAGAACCUGAAGACACAGUUCAGGAUCCAUGGGAUGAACCUGGAAAGCCUGGACGGCCAGAGGUCACCGAUUACGAUGCAGAUCGAAUUGACUUGGCUUGGACUCCUCCAACAAAAGAUGGCGGAGCACCUAUUGAGGGCUACGUUGUUGAAGUCCGCGAUCCCGACACGAAGGAGUGGAAAGAAAUCGCCAAAGUUCCAGACACAAAACGCUCAAUCAAAGGACUAAAAGAAGGCAAAGGAGUUAUCAGUCGAAAGUAA
Messenger RNA from Cooperia oncophora, 429 nucleotides. NCBI's taxonomy places the organism in Eukaryota, Metazoa, Nematoda, Chromadorea, Rhabditida, Trichostrongylidae. The record is from the annotation of a GenBank genome assembly.